AUGUGUCUGCGUCGGACCGGUAGGAUGAAAAGAGUGGAACCGCACGGAUCCGUUCUACUGAGUUCCGAGUCCGACUCAGAUUCAUCCAAAUUUACUAACCCAUCUACUAACAAGCACUGGUCUGUAGCUCAAGUAUAUGACAAUUGGAUCUACGUGUGGACACUGCCGCAGCACAUUUCACAAUCAAGAUUUGGCGGUAGGCGAAAACCUUCAAGCGCAUGCACCAUUAUUGCUUUAGCGAUGGCUAGAGUAUAUCACAGGUCAGGAAUGCGGUUGCCGUCAAUGCCGCUGUCGAGAGAAGGAAAUAGCAACAAUGAGGUCAUCAUUCCAGUGUCAUUACUAGCCUUACUAACCAACUCAAUCGUAGACGGAAAUGCGGUGCAUGCUCGAGAGAUGGCGAAGAGACAGAACUCACGAGUAUCAUUUGUUCCUGCACUUGACACAUUCACUAUUCCUCAAGGGAUUGAGGCUCUUGGUGGAGUAAUCCACGAAAUCGAUUACAGAAGUGUGCGUGGAAUCACAUGGAAACUCCUACCUCAGCACAUCCAGCAUGCUAUUGAUAGUGAAUUUAUCGCUCAUCUACCUUCGCUAUUUUUUGUGUUGAUCAUAGUUGAAAGAGCUGUUUUAAUCAUUCACGAAAGAGAGAACGGAACCAUUGCAAUUCUCGAUUCUCAUUCCCAUAUGCAAGGAAAGAGAGGUAAAGGUGCCGUAAUAGCGAUUUCUCACAUUGCCAACUUGCGUCGGUUUACAUCUUUUGUCUGUCAAAACCUAUUUCCUGAAGUUUAUAAAAUGCAACCGGAGCAAAUGCUAUUCGAAAUAUCAUGCAUACAAUAUUGUGGUCCAGAAAAGAGCAACGAGUCAGAAGGACAAGCGAUCAAGGCACAUGUUUUCCCACGACCAAUAAGAUUGUGCUCUGGUGAGGAUAGGCUACCAAUUCCAUCGUCGUGCAUGGACUCCGAGAGGAUAGCAGGAUCAGGAAGAGAUUGCACAGCACCGCAAGAAGUCGAUGGAACUAACAGCAGUGAUCUACAGAACACCAGUUUUAUCGAAACAUGA
This is a messenger RNA of Necator americanus (New World hookworm), 1056 nucleotides long. RefSeq lists its product as uncharacterized. The record is from RefSeq and is a predicted model, not a curated record. The transcript has 10 exons. Bases 1 to 1056 code for a protein of 351 amino acids. Lineage: Eukaryota; Metazoa; Nematoda; Chromadorea; Rhabditida; Ancylostomatidae.